UGUACGAAUGGCGACAAUUUAAUUUUCAGAGUUUAGGGAGACAUGAAAACGUCAAGUAUCAUAAAGUGUACAUUGAGGUAAUGGUAAUGUAUAAUGGCUAAAGAAAUGAAAAAGAAAAAGUUAUAGUGACGUGAAGUAAAACAAAGAAGAUAGAGGAACAGAUAUACAUACAGAGUAUCGUGACCGAGAAGAAAAAUAAGAAAGGAAGACUGCGAAGCUAGUUCUCUUCAUGUAUUUUUAGCAGUGUGUCUCUUCGUAUCGUUUUGCUGGAGCUUUUUAAGGGAUCGCUGUCGAUGUAACAUUAUAAAGCGGUCAUUAGCGAAACUGUGGGCCGGUCGCGCCGAAGUCGGAAAGGUCCCCGGAGUCGAAGCUGCCCUCGUCGGUUGGGGGAGGCAUCGCCGUGCCGACGAGGCGCCGGAGGCCCGGUCACGUGACAUGGGGCCGCGAGCGCGCACUACCCGAGGAGAGUCGACUUAUCGGAGAUGCAUCGUCCGAGCGGCGGCGCGGAGCUGCCCGCGAGCGUAGCGGCGCAUCUAUGAAAGACCGCGGAGGGCCCGCGAAGCCGAGAGCAGAGGAAGGAAGGAAAGGGAGGGCCCAAGGACGCGAGUCCCCGAGCGGAAGCGCGCGGGCAUGAAGGAUGGCCGACACGGGCGGCCGUUCACAAAGCGUCCGCGGGGUCGUCGGCUUCGUCGAUGUCGAUCCCGGUCGCGGCGAGAGGCGCGCUCUCGCGGCUCGCUGCGCUAUGUGGGCCCUCUGCCUCGGAGUGCUGGCCUGCGUCCUCCAGUCCGCGGCUACGGGGACCCCCACCUGGGCCUACUUUCACAAUCCCGACGCGGGUACAACGACAGAAAGAGGAUAUUUUGGACCAUGGAGGCAAUGCAAAUAUCUGCUCUAUGGACGAGAAAGGUGUGGUCAAGGUGUAACGAGACUCAAACCAAUUUGGACCGUUUGGGUAUCAGGAGUUGCUGCUGCAUGUGCAUCCGUCCUAUUGGCUGUAAUUGUUGGUUUAACCAUACUCCAAUUAGCGAUGGCUUCUUCGGCAAAGCGCGUCGUCAUUUCUUACAGUACGGCAGUCAUCGGGAAAGUUGCAUUGGCUACCUUAACCACUUGUUUGGCUGUGGUGGCAGCGAGUCUCUUUGCGAUGCAAACAGACGAUCGAGAUAAUAGUUUCAUCGUUACAAGAGGCGAGGGCUUUUACAUGCAAAUAGCAUCGAUCGUGCUAAAUUUUGGAGUUCUCGUCUCGGCGGUAUAUGAAGGCAUUUAUGCAAGGCGAGGUGGCGAUCCAACAAAGCUGAGAGAGACAUCCGAUGCUCGUGGUACGACAAUCAACAAUCCUGGAUAUCGGGAAUCUGGGCACCCAACCAAUGGUGGCAGCAUUUCGAUGACUGACGCUAGUGGCAAACCAUAUGCAAGAGGAACUGCGGGCAACGGCUCAAUGGCCAGCGUCGCGACUUCCGGAAGCGCCGUGAGUACGGCCUCGCCUCUGCGCAGCUCUCUGAAAAAGCCGAAACCUCUGGGUAUUCAGAAUCCCGGCUUUUCCACGCACAGCCCUACGCUUCAGCGCAAUGGCUCGCAGAAGAAAGUUCGAAUACAAACGCACUCAACGGAGGUGUGAGUUGCCGAACGAAAUGAAUAAAGCAUUGAUAAGCCAUAAGAUUCACAAGAGACUAAUCUCGACAUUUGGAGUCGGAAGUGUAGAGGAACUUACGGAGUGACGUAUUUUUUAUCGAAGCCGAGGGGAAUUAUUUUUGAUUAAUCGCUUGAUUAACGAACGUUUACCUAUUCUCGUAGGAAAAGAUAUUGG
Ceratosolen solmsi marchali is the source of this 1804-nucleotide messenger RNA. RefSeq lists its product as uncharacterized. The record is from RefSeq and is a predicted model, not a curated record. Bases 638 to 1615 code for a protein of 325 amino acids. Lineage: Eukaryota; Metazoa; Arthropoda; Insecta; Hymenoptera; Agaonidae. The transcript is spliced from 7 exons.